Sebastes umbrosus (honeycomb rockfish) is the source of this 1631-nucleotide messenger RNA. RefSeq lists its product as uncharacterized. The transcript is spliced from 6 exons. The coding region runs from base 385 to 729 and encodes 114 amino acids. Lineage: Eukaryota; Metazoa; Chordata; Actinopteri; Perciformes; Sebastidae. The record is from RefSeq and is a predicted model, not a curated record.
GAUGAAAUGCAACGUCGCAGUUGCAAAUUUCCAUCGCAUAAAAGAUAAAGGGGGGGUAGGAUGCGUCCUAAAGAUCGUAUGGAAAUUGAGUUUUUUUUGUGUGUUUUGCGCUUAAAAAAAUAAUUUGACUCGCUUCUUUUAUUUGUCUAAUCCAUUUAGCUAUUAUUUUUGUAUGACUUUAACAGAGUAUCAGGCCAUGAGCUCCGACCAGACAGCUGGCAGACGGACUGACUGCUGAUGACUGCUGCUUAUAGCCGAGAGGUGCAGAUGCGGUCUGGGGUCCUGAAGCCUCUCUGAACUCAAAACCAGAGGAACCAUGGACAACCCAGACAGGUGUGCCUGUAAUGCUCAGGGGUGAGGAGGAAAGCAGCUGAGGAGGAGGAGAUGGGCUGCACCUCUGCAAAGCAGGUGUCUGCCGUGCCCAACGGUGAGGAGGGCCAGAAUAAAGCCUACAGCAACGGGGACCUCCUCUCUGACGAGUACAAGAUGAAAGGAGUGGAGAAAGUCAAGUACAUCGAUGGAGAAGAGGGAGGCGUGGACGGCCAGGACAGCACAGAGAAAAGUGCUCUCCUUGGUAAAGGUCAACACAUGGAUGAAACAGGGUCAAACGGAAAUGGAAAGAUUCUGAGCAUCCACUCCUCAGAGAGUCAACAAGAAUUCUUCAGGAUGUUGGAUGAGAAAAUUGCAAAGGGCCAGGACUACUGCUCGGAGGUGGACGAUAUGACAUAGCACCGUGGUCGUGUAUCCGUCGGUCCCAAUAUGAAAGAACCGUCAUCGCAGUGUUACGGAUGGACCGUACCAUGUGUUACCAUGUGUGUGGGGGGGAACUGUCCCUUGUAUGAACACGCCUGAGAAAAUGGAUUACUGACUUGAAUCAAGCACCUUCUUGCCCUCCUGCUCACAACCUUAGUUCCUGCUCAUAUAUCAACCAAGAGAGAAAGGACCACCGAAAUCAAAGGUGGUUUAGUAUUUUUAAGUUUUUAAGGGUUUUACUUCCUUAAUGAAGCCAUUACAGGAUGACAGAGAGCUUUGGGAUUGUACGAUACACUUGCUUUUCUUUCUUGGAUAGCUGCGACUUCCUUAUAGACAUUUGAAACAUUCAGACUGUUGCACAUAUAAAUGUACAGCAGAAGCAACCUGAGCUCUCGAGGACACUCAAAGAGUGAAAAUAAUGUCUCUAUCUGCAUCAUUUCAUCCUUGAAUCCCUGAAAGGUCAACAGGUCGGACACUUCCUGCAUUCCAAGACACAGUAUGAACCUCUUUUCUACAGUAUGUUGGCCAGUACAGUGUGUCCGUCUGUCCAUGUCUGUUUCUGCUAUGAUGUAGAGUAUUUAUGUUGAAUAAGGCUCAGGGUUGAAGUGUUGUAAUCUUUGUCUCAUGUAGUCAAGUCCUUCCUCUCAUUAAGACACUGCUGCACCAUUAAAGAAGACACUCAUGCACUCACACAGCGGGGUCACUGAUGUCCCUCCUGCUUCAGUAUAUGUCCCGUGUUGAACCUACAGGGUGGACACUGCUACGUCACAUACGAGUCUGAUUAUGUAUUUCGCUCACCAGUGUUAUGUUGUUGUGUUCAGUUUCUAUGUUGAACUUUUGUUUUUUUAGAAAAAUAAAAACGUGUUUUCAGUAACUUA